CCUCCGCCGUCGCCGCCUCCUCGACCGGCGCCGGACCACGAUGAGGAAGAGGGAGGAGUAGGAGGCGAGCAGAACAGGGAUCAGCAGGAGGAGGAGGAGGAGGAGGAGGUCGAGCUGCUGGAACAAGAAGAAGACGAUUCGGAGGUCGAGGACGGAGGAGCCGGCAGCAGCGAGAAGGAUGAAUUCAUACUAGUUAAGCUGGCAGACAUACGCAAAGAAGUACAGUGCCCUAUAUGCUUAGGGAUAAUUCGCAAGACUAGGACCGUAAUGGAGUGCCUACAUCGUUUUUGCAGGGAAUGCAUCGAUAAAUCAAUGCGUCUUGGAAAUAAUGAAUGCCCAGCAUGCCGUACUCAUUGUGCAAGUAGGCGCUCUCUGAGGGAUGAUCCAAAUUAUGAUGCUCUAAUUGCUGCUUUAUAUCCAGAUAUCGAUAAGUAUGAGGAAGAGGAAUUGGCUUUCCAUGAAGAGGAGAAAAAUCGCAAUAAGAAGAUUCAAGCUUCCAUAGCCGAAACAUUUCGACGACAGUCUAAUGCCCUGGGAAGGAAGAAGCCAACAGCUAAAGCUACAGCUGCUGCUUUUGUGAGGAGAUCUCAGCAUCGGAGAUCUCAUGCCCGACGUAGAAGUAGCGCUCAUGACAUUUCACUCGCAGAAUCUGAGGACGAGGAAGAGGAAGAAGAUGUCAAUGGCAAUGCUAGCAAAGAGUCGUCCUCUGCAGAUGAACCCUCUGCUGACAAAAGGCAAAAGAGACGUAGUAUCUCUGGGAAUGCUGAUAUUGAUGGUGAAGAAAAUGUUGACGAAGAAACAAGAAGAGGAAACAGAGGGACUUCGCCUCUGAUAAUUGGAAAUGGAGAAAUGCUUGCAUGGGGUAAGGCCGGCAUUCGAAGCCAGGGCGGCAUUCGAAGCCAGACCAGGGCAGCAAAUGGUAGGUUUAUAAAGGGUGGGCGUAUACCGAAGUUGGUUGAAUAUGUACGUAAUUUAGAUGAAAAUAAUAAUGAGCUUGAUGUACAUCUUACUCUGCUUCCUCUGGAUCCACAAUCUGUGCAUAAUAUAGAGAGGCCAUACAUUUGCUGCCGACCAACAUUGUGCAUAAGACAUCUUUGUCAAUAUAUUGCUCUUCAGGCAUCAGUAAAUGUGGAAGAAAUUGAGAUAUUUGCAAGGAAGCCUGAAGGUGGAAGCUUGGAUUUUAAGCCAUCUACUCCAGUGGUUAAGUCUGAUCGUUUACUGCAAGUGGUGGGAGCACAACAAUCCCUGGGAGCAUUGCGUGAUUCCUCGACUGAUGAUAGAGGGGAACUGGUAUUGGUGUACCGUUUGAAAGAUGCAAAAUUAGGCGAACAUACAGCAUAAAUUCUUCAGUUUUCUGGUCAUUUGUGAUGAUGCCGUGACCAAGAGUCUCCGGGGACACAUUCUGAUAUGAGAAGGUGUUCAUAACAAUACCUAUAGCAAGCAGAGUAAAAGUUGUUUGUUGAAAUGGUUGUUUUCGGUUUGAUUGAGGGGAAAAGAGCUUGGACAUGCUUACCUUUUCUUUUUCUUUUAUCCCUACUUUUUCUAUUUAUGAGGAACUUAGCAUUAAUAUUAUGUAAAAAUCCCGCGGGGCAACCCAUUUUCAAAGAAAUGGAAGUAACAACAUUUUCCAGAUUUUUUCUUCAGCA
Molecule: messenger RNA, 1646 nt
Organism: Asparagus officinalis (garden asparagus)
Lineage: Eukaryota; Viridiplantae; Streptophyta; Magnoliopsida; Asparagales; Asparagaceae
Product: putative E3 ubiquitin-protein ligase RING1a
Exons: 10
Coding region: 268-1341 (357 amino acids)
Source: RefSeq, a predicted model, not a curated record